This is a messenger RNA of Cladocopium goreaui, 607 nucleotides long. The record is from the annotation of a GenBank genome assembly. NCBI's taxonomy places the organism in Eukaryota, Dinophyceae, Suessiales, Symbiodiniaceae.
GGCCACGAAGAGGCUGCUCUGUGGCUUCUGCAGGAGGUGCCCAGCUCCUCCUGUGCAGAUGCGCGGGGCUUGCUGCCUGAGGCCUGGGCUGCUGCUGCGGGGCAUUUGGACCUUGCAAAGCAGCUUUCAGAGGGUCAAAAAGCAGCGACUAACUGGACAUUCCCAUGAAGGUACACCAGAAGGUCCUCCAGCUCCAAUGAGAUCAGGUGGGCUUUCUGGAAAAUCUGAGCUGGGCCAGCUGCGGGUCAGCCAGCGGAGGGCACACCGCGUUGCAGCCAAUGCGGGCUACAUCGGAGAGCAUUUCAUUUAUCACAGGGAGAUGGAGUCCUUUCCACCACCCAUGCGGACCACGCUGAGAGUAACCAAGAAGCCGCCUUCGAAGAUGUCCAGUGUCUCCAAGUUCUUUUCCGCUGCAUACCAGCAGAUGGUGCCCCAGAAGAACAAGUUGGGCCUGGCCCUGGGACUUUGUAUCCCACUGGCCGGAACCAUGGUGUUCUUCUCCUUCGUUUCAGUGGGCAACAGCGCUCAGGACACCUCUGCGCGCUACGAGAUGGAACUGGAGAGACAGAGGGCGCAACAGCAAGUCGACAAGGCCAUGCAGGUCUGA